GAGAAUCAGGCAGCUCCGGCGACCUUGUGUAAAGCGUGGUGUUUAUUAGCUGUCCAAAGAAUAACCUACGUAAAAUGGUCUUAUACCGACCGCGUAAAGUGAUAGUUUGGUGCUUAUAGUGCUCUUUUUCAAGGUUACCACCAUGAUGUCAUUUAUCAAGACUGCUGUUGGGGGAUUGACCGGCAUCUGUAGAGUCCACGGUCACCAACAAGGUCUUCUGCACAGCCAUUUGAAAAUCCUAGCUGCUGGGCUGAAGACAUAUGAAGUCCCUCCAGACUACAGAGAUGUGGUGCUGCCAGAGAAACCCAAACUGAAGUUUAUGAAAAAGGUGCCUAACUUUAAAAAGGCCAGGAAAGAGAUGAAGAAGCUGCGGGAUAUCCAAGGCCCAGCUAAGACAGGAACUGAUUUCACGACUGGAGAGUACGCUAUUGUCGCUAUGGGAGGAGGCUACCUCCACUGGGGUCACAUGGAGAUGAUGCGUCUAACCAUCAACCGCAAGAUGGAUCCCCGGACCACAUUUGCCCGCUGGCGUAUCAAUAGCCCAUUUAAGCCAGUGACACGUAAAAGUCUGGGACACCGAAUGGGUGGGGGCAAAGGAGCCAUCGACCACUAUGUGACACCUAUCAAGUAUGGUCGUCUUAUCGUGGAAGUAGGAGGAAAGGUGGAGCUGGGGGAGAUUCAACACAUCUUGACUGAAGUGGCAAAGAAGAUGCCCUUCCCUGCCAAGGUGAUGAGCAGAGAGAGUCUUGCAGCCAUGCAACAGAAGCAGGCUGAUAUGGAGCAGAACAACCAGAAUCCCUGGACCUUCAAAGAGAUAGCGUGGGGCAAUAUGAUGGGUAUGAGGAGGGUCCUUAGCCCCUUUGACUUGAACAACCAUGGACGUUUCAAAGGCAAAUUCCACUUCCCCGGGAGGGUAUGAUGGACCUGAAGGACAGAAAAUAAUACUUUGUCAUCCAAACAUUUAGAUUUUCAGGUAUAUUUGGGAAUCUUCUGUCCUUUUUUGUACUCAACUGUAUUUUAAUUUGACUUUUUGUUGAAAGAACGUUUUUUUCCUUUUGUUUACAAACCUGGUCAACUUCAUUAUGUACUGCAGUUUCUAUGGUGGUAUUAAUGGUGGAACAAGGAUUGGAACAAUAUUGAAUAAAUGUCUUUUUGUCUUGUCAUCAGUAAAACCAGAC
Molecule: messenger RNA, 1178 nt
Organism: Scomber japonicus (chub mackerel)
Lineage: Eukaryota; Metazoa; Chordata; Actinopteri; Scombriformes; Scombridae
Gene: mrpl16
Product: mitochondrial ribosomal protein L16
Exons: 5
Coding region: 143-919 (258 amino acids)
Biological process (GO): mitochondrial translation
Cellular component (GO): mitochondrial large ribosomal subunit; ribosome
Molecular function (GO): structural constituent of ribosome; rRNA binding
Source: RefSeq, a predicted model, not a curated record